AUGUCUUUCGCUAUCCGCCUCUUCACCACCCUCUUCCUGGUCAACAUGGCCAUCGCCUUCCCUUUCAUGAAGCGCGGCAUCCAGUGGUCCUUCGACCUGUACCCCAGCACACAAUGCGACGGCGAGGUCAGCAGCGACAUCCACUCCGGAAUGGGUAGCACCGGCUGCCGCGCCGACCUGAACACCAUGGCAUCCGCAUACCGCUUGAACACCAUCGCCCCGGGCUGCCAGGUGGAAUUUUUCGAGAACACCAUGUGCGAGAAGAGCGAGACCUCUGGCGUAAUCGUCGAUCUGUCGGCGGGCGCCGAGUCCUGCCAGGCUACAACCCGACGCAUUGGAUCGUACCAAGUGACCUGCGACGAGGGUCGAGAGCUGAGAAUCAAGCGAAAUCUUGAAUAA
Penicillium waksmanii is the source of this 399-nucleotide messenger RNA. RefSeq lists its product as uncharacterized. Bases 1 to 399 code for a protein of 132 amino acids. The record is from RefSeq and is a predicted model, not a curated record. The transcript has a single exon. Lineage: Eukaryota; Fungi; Ascomycota; Eurotiomycetes; Eurotiales; Aspergillaceae.